GUAACGGGGCAAUUUCCGGUUCCGCUUAGCGAGCUUGCGUGAAAGCGCUUGAAAGAUUGUUCUGCCUUGUAUUGGCGUUCCCUUCAUGUUUAUCUUUUGAGAACAGUUCAGGUUAGAUAUACAUGUACGUACGUUGUACAGCAUGCAAAACCUCGACAAAUUUUUGUCGUAAAUGCCAUGACAACUGACACAUCUGAGAACAGUGUCUCAUACAAACCGCGUGGUUUUGGAACGCAAGCUUUCAUGUCGGACGACGAGCUCCUCGAACUGCACUUUAUGUUCUCUCUAUUGUGACUGCAACGUGCUCACACAUCAAGCACUGACUACCUGCACACAAGAUGGCGAAAACUGCUGCAGACAUAACUCUAGACGACAUCCUGAGCGUGUUCAGUAGCACGAAGCAGGUGAAAACAGUACAACCCUCCUACGAGCCUGUAUUCGCGCUUCGAGCAACUGAGGAGGAAAUAAAGGCUUUGGAGCAACCAAAGAGAGCAUUUUCCCAAGGCACCGAUUACGCAAAACGCUACCAGCUGGAAGAGUUGAAGUCCGUUAAUAAGGAAUGUUCCAGCACCUUGUCGAAACUCAACCUUCCUGGUCCCUCGAGGCAAGCCAGCGAUGUUGACGCCAUUACUGCAGUUACGAUGGGCCUGGAAACCACACGCCUGGACGACUUGCAGUCCGAGGACACUGAACGCAUAUACGCGACAUACUUCGGCACUACCCAUCAGCACAACGGCGAACUUCCCAUCGCUGCUUGCAAAGACCAAAUCGUGAAGAUGGUGGACACUUACCCCGUAGUGGUGAUCCAGGGUACCACCGGUUGCGGGAAAACGACGCAGGUGCCCCAGUACCUGCUCGACAGCUCCGCGUCGCGGGGCAAGCGUUGCAACAUCGUUGUGACGCAGCCCAGGCGCAUCGCUGCCAUCAGCGUGGCGAAGAGAGUUUGCCAGGAACGGCAGUGGAACUUGGGCACUGUGGUUGGUUACCAGGUUGGCUUGGACAACAUGACUUCAGCCGACACACGGUUAGCCUAUGUGACGACGGGCGUUCUCCUGGAGAAACUGAUUGGACAGAAGGAGAUGAACGCCUACACCCACGUCAUCAUCGACGAGGUUCACGAGAGGGACCAAGAAACAGACUUCCUGCUCCUAGUGGUGCGCAAGUUCCUGCGGAGCAACUCCAGAGGAGUAAAGGUCAUCCUCAUGUCUGCAACCAUCGACGUGGCAUUCUUCACGGAAUACUUUUCGACCUCUUUCCUCAACAAGCUAGAGCCUGCACCAGUGAUAGAGAUACCCGGUAAAAUGAAAUCUGUCAAGGAAUACUACAUCGGAAGCUUACACACGCUCGGAGAGAUUCCACAGUUUGACGCAUCGGAGCCGUACGUCCCGCAAGAAUCGUUCGUCCUCGCCCAUCGUCUGAUCAAGGUGUUCGACAGGAUCGAACGAGGCGAGCAAGAGAUAGAGGAUGGCCGGUUUGCUCCUGUUCGUGGGACGGUGCUGGUGUUCCUGCCAGGAUACGAAGAAAUUUCUACGUUGACUAACAUACUACGUGACGAUUGCGUUUCUUUGCGGUGGUCUGUACUGCCACUUCACUCAACGGUUACCCAGCAAGAGCAGCAGUCUGUGUUUCUUCCUCCUACGAAAGGUCACAGGAAGAUCAUUUUGUCUACAAAUAUUGCAGAAAGCUCCAUCACUGUACCUGACAUCAAGUAUGUGAUUGACUUUUGCCUCACAAAGAGUCUGAUAUGCGACCCGGACACAAACUACUCCUGUCUGAAGCUGGAGUGGGCCUCCAAGGCUAACUGUAAACAGAGGCAAGGACGUGCGGGUCGUGUGUCCGAAGGCAGGCUGUACCGGAUGGUGCCUGAAGAUUUCUACGAGAACGUGCUUCCAGACUAUGGCAUUCCUGAAAUGAAGAGGUGUCCAUUAGAGCUGACCGUGCUGAAGGCCAAGAAACUGGACCUGGGCGAACCCAGGGCCAUCCUGGCCUUGUGCCUCGACCCUCCGGAUCUCGGAGACAUCGAGAGGGCCAUCCUAGCGCUGAAAGAAGUGAGCGCUCUGACCACCAUCAUGGACGGAGAGUUCAACCCGUACGACGGCGACCUGACGUUCCUUGGGAAGGUGAUGGCCAACCUGCCCUUGGACGUACGUGUCAGCAAGAUGAUCAUCCUAGGCUUUGUCUUCAACUGCCUCGAGGAUUGUGUCAUCAUUGCUGCAUGCUUGUCAGUUCAGUCCAUGUUCUCGAAGCCCUUCCAGAAGCUUCUGGAAGCCUACAAGUCUCGGCUGGCCUGGGCCGACGGUUCUUUCAGCGAUUGCCUCGCGAUGUUGCACGCGUACAAGACCUGGAAAAGCAUCAAACAUGAUUCCCACUUCGAUCGCCGUGGUGGGCUGAAUGAGAAGGCCUGGUGUUCACACAAUUUCCUGCAGCUUCGUCGCCUACGAGAGAUUGAGCGGCUCAUCGACGAAAUCACGAAGCGACUGCAGAACUUCAACAUCCGCACGGCACGACAACCGAACCGGCGGAGGACCGACAGCGACGAGCAUUUUCAGUUCCUCAGGCUGGUGAUCUGCGGUGCCUUUUACCCUCACUACUUCGUCCACGACACCGUGGCUGAUUACGAUAACUUUCGGAAACUGGCAACAGAUCCACUCUGCACGGUUCUGCUCGGAGGGGUUCCUCAGAACCAGGGACCCUUGUACGACCACGCGCUUCGUAGAAUGUUCAGCUGUUGCAGCGAGCAGAUGAAAAUACACUUCGAAGAAACCAGGGCCACGAUAGAAUUCAUCCCGACAAAUCGUCACAAGGUCGGUGUCUUGCCGGCAGUCUACAACGCUGUCAAGAUGAGACAGCUGCGACUGCCACUGGAAUUGCACCUCUUCAAACCGGACGAGGCGAAGGAGAAAAUGGAGCGGCUGCUGAAGCUGAGCGCCGAGCAGAACGGUACGGUUGGAAGACUGCGCUCAAACAGAAUGGUCGUCGUGCCAAAUAUAAACCCGAUAAAGAGCGUUCCUCUGCCCGGCACCAACCAGAUGACCGUCAACAUUUACUGCACGUCGGUCGUGACCUGUGGCCAUUUCUACGCGCACUAUUCGGAACAGUCUCACGAACUGGCAGAGCAACACAUGAAUGCUGCCAUCAACCAUAACAAUGGAAAGCAUCUUAAGCCCAUUGUCGGUCCCGUCAAGUCGAACAUGCUGGUGUUGGCCCCGUUCAAGGGUGCCUACUACCGUGCAAGAAUCGAAGAAGUCUUUCCGCAGGACGGGAGCGCUCAGGUCUUCUUCGUCGACUACGGCGACAUGGCAAGAGUGAAAACGAUGCUGCUGAGGGAGAUAGAUCCCGAAACGCUUCUCGACGCCUUGAUCACUCCAGCACAGGCGUUUGAGUGCAAGCUGGCGGAAGUAAAGCCGUCGGUGCUCAGGUCUGCGCAAGAGCAGUGGACGGGACAGGCAAACGAAACGUUCUUGAAGAUGGUUAUGGACAGACAUCUCAUUGCUAGGGUAUAUUCCGUUGUGGACAAUGUCGUACACGUUCACUUGUUUGUCAAAGAACCGGACGGUCGCACCUUAAAUGUGAACGAGGAGCUGGUGCGUCUCGGACUAGCAGACGACGCGGAAGAGAGCCUUCACUCUGUGAGGGAUCACCAGUUGAGAGAGCGUGUAGAAUCUUACUACCAGUCUGUCAGUGACAUGAGGGAGUCUGGAGGCCAAGGCUGUGGGGAAGUGGAUGCAUCCAAGCUCAACUUUGGGGUUCCCGAAGCGUCUUCGAGAAGAGCACGACUCCACGGCCCAUUCAGUCCGCUCGAGUGCAAACUGUGUGGCGUCACCAGGCUGUGCGACUCCAGAGGAGUUCACGUGGAGCGGACGAGCGUCAACUCUGUCGUGUUGAACCCUGAACCUCAGAACCCUCACCCCCGCAUGGUCGUGGCCAGCCAUGUGAGCCAGAGCGCGACGAGCGACAACGUCACACUCCGCAACACCACCCUCAUGCCCAGCAUUCCGGGGUUGCACUGCCUCAUGCCUAUUCUCUUCUCACCAUACGUAGAGUUUAGGGCCAACAGAGAAAGAACAGAGUACACCGGCGCCCUCUGUGGACUUGGUUAUGACCGGAGGUCUAACCUGCCCGUGUACCCGGAACAUGACAUUGAGGUCGUCUUCGACAUCUCUAUGGAGCAGGACGACAUGUUCAUGAUAAAUGUGGUUCGCAUGUUCAUCAACAUGAUCCUACAAACUGACCCCGGGAGGUCAGUCAUCGACUGGGAUGGACCGGGUCUGUUGGACAAGCAAGAUAAAGCUAGGAAAUAUCUCAUGUCCCUCUUGAACCGCAAACGACAGCCGAGAGAACCACAGCCGUGCCCGAGACGCUACUACUGGGGGCUGCUGGACGAUGAGUGUCGGUUGAAGCCCCCAAAAGACAAUGGGCUGGGGACCGUGCUGGAGCCUCACGAUUGUGUGCUGCUAGAAACUUCCACCAGCACAAUGUUAGCCAUGAAAAACAAGCUGGAAGAACUCCACAUGAUGGCCAGCAACUGUCGAUCGGCAGCGGAGAACAUGAUGCUGUGCCCAGUCUGCAACGUGAUGUCCGUCAAUCCGUACGACCUUCUGCACCACUUGAAGACGAAGAGCCACAUGGAGAAAGAGGCCGAAGUCUUCGACUACUGUGCCGUGCUGGAAAACGAGGACGACUGUUGAGUGCAGCCAUCCAGUUAGAAAUCAAUCAUCUUCGUCUGCCCUCUCGGAAGAGUGCUUUUUCUCAGGAACAAUAAUCGAAAGAGUUGCGUUUGUGAUAGUGCUGCAAGUUACCGCCAUGUGUACGAGUGCUUACACCGAUUAUUCCUUCAUUUGGGAACGUUCUAUUCAUAAACUGAAAGUCUCAUUAUUUUAUUACGAGCUGUAAAAGAGCUGUAAAUACGAUGCUUGCUCUGUCGCUCCCAUCAAUUCGUAGACAAGAAACAAGAUGGCAUCUUGGAUGGUGCCAAGCCGCAGUGGGAGCUUGAUUGCGACACAUAUAGGUUAAAUUUGUAAAAAUGUGAAUGUGCGUAAUAAAUCCGUGCUGUACGAUGGCACAGAAUAUUG
Molecule: messenger RNA, 5072 nt
Organism: Ornithodoros turicata
Lineage: Eukaryota; Metazoa; Arthropoda; Arachnida; Ixodida; Argasidae
Gene: spn-E
Product: ATP-dependent RNA helicase TDRD9-like
Exons: 37
Coding region: 339-4688 (1449 amino acids)
Cellular component (GO): intracellular anatomical structure
Molecular function (GO): ATP binding; RNA binding; helicase activity
Source: RefSeq, a predicted model, not a curated record